GAUUGUGGGAAUUUCCGUUUCCUAUUUUUUUUUUACCUAACACACUAUCUAUACCAGGGCUUGCCAACCAGGUUCUCAGUUGAGAGGAAGGGACCGAGCUGGAAACAGUCGGCAAAGAAAGGUCUUAAUGAGAAGCAAAUGAAAUGUUUAAUGCAAACUGGCUUUCUCGUUUUCUUACCAACACUGAUCUUGAUGUGAUUGAGUUGGACUACAUUGGAAGGCACGCACUGAAUUCCGUUACCAAUCUUCAGUAACAGCCCAAGAUGCCAGUGAAUUAUAGUGUGACUGACUAUCACGACCAGGAGAACAUCAGCUGCGACAGCAACGACAAGCUGCAGCUGGCGGAGCAGACAGGCGACAGCCGCAUGGUCCUGAAGGAGGAGUUGCGCCUGAAGAUUCAGCUGAAGCGCCUCCAGCAGGGCAAGCCGGAGAUGGAGGUCACGUUUGAUGAACCUAGACAGUACGAGCUGUCGGAAGAAGAGAAGGCGAAGCAGGAGAGACGAAAGGAAAGAAACAGGGUAGCAGCCAAAAACAGUCGCAAUAAGAGAAAGAAGCACCAGCAGCAAGUCGAACACAAACACAAGGAGCUCAACAAUGAGAACACGAGUCUCCGCACAGACGUGGAGAAACUUCGCAAGACGUUGAGGUCUCUGCAGAAAGCGGCCUUAGCCACCCGGCGGGUGUGCAGCAUGCGCCUCUGUCACAACUAAGUGUCGCACCCUUCACGAUGGGUCGCCAGGCUACAGCUCUCAGCGGUGAGGGGGUCCUUCUCAUGAAAGGUCCUGACCUUGUACAGCAAGUUCCUGACCAACGCAGUGCAUGCGGCAAUUAUAUAUCAGAGGAGACAGGCGAGGUUUCUAACCUCAAGAUUGCCACUUAUUUUUUGAAUGAGUUGUUGCAACUGGGGAACCACACUGCUCAGAACGAGAUGACAAAUACAGCUGUAGAUAAUCACCUCCUGCCACACAAGAGUGUUAGCUGCAACCCCGCUUUCUCCUCCACCAAGUCAAAAGCAGCGCAAAGAUAUUCACCUUACUCGACCAGCCACUCUUUUCGACCCAUUUCAGGAAAGGUCCGAAUGUCCAGCGUGGACAGCUCGCCAUGCAGCUCCCCAAGUCCAAGUUUUUCCUAUGAGUCCCUGAAGAUUUUCGCCGACAUUGAUAUCAAUAGCAUGCAGCGGGACUGCCAGUCAGAGUACUGAUGGUGAGUUCAACACGAUGGUCAUAGUAUUCAACAGCGCUGUGAUAGUAUUCUUGAAGUAAAGUUAUGGUCUUCACUGGCCGAAGGUCAAGAAAUGUGCCAGGUUGUAAACUGGAGGCAAUCUUCAGAUGCAUACAGGUGCAGACCUCGAAAGUAGUCAUAUUCUGUAGUUUCUCACUAUUAGACCUCGUUACAUUAUACCGAAGGAUAGUGGGGAUGAUGUGCAUGGAGUUAAUUUAAUGAACUGUGUCACCGAGAAGAACUUCACAACUAAAAUUAAUUGUUACAUAGAUCAUUUCUGUUUACCAAUUUAGUGCGUAGUAGGUUUAAGUUUAUCAGCUGUUAGUGUUCUGUGACAAACCAAGAUAUAAAAACUGUGCUUAUAACGUUCUAAAACGAUUUAUUUUUCUCUACAGUAACAUUCCAGUCACCAGUCCAGUUGGCUUCCAGGCAAAUCAGAAGGAUUUACAUUUUUAUGUGUUUGUUUUUUAAGUCCGUAGCUUUUUUUCAUAACAUAUCGAUGUUUCUCGAUGUUAUAUCAAAUUCUGGGACUCUAUCUUCUCCCCAAAUAUUCAGCAUUGCUUUUUGUCGUCUUGGAACUGCGUAUUUGAUUUUUUUAAAUUUUAUUUUCUCGUCCACGUUUCUUGUUCAACAGUGAAGCUGAUCACGGCUGCGAUAUGCUCAUCUCACACGGGAGUUCACGAGAGUGCCUCUCGGUGAAGAGCAGACGAUUGUAUACUUAGGACUCGUUGGUAUAGGACAUUUGUUGUGGAUCAUACUUCACUGGUUUUUCGACCUAUUAUGUUUGUCACAGAAUGUCACCAUCACAUCUGAGAAACUCGUGACCGUGUGGUUCAUAGAAGGUAGGGAGGUACUGUCAUCUAGAUAAAGGUACACGACUGCGUACCUUACCACAACUUUUCUUUGAUUCCUUUUUUAUUUUAGUAACGUUGGCAUUUAUUUUAAAUACUUUACCAUGAUAAAGUUGUUUAGGAAUGAUUAACAGACAGUAGAAAAGUCAAGCCUCUUGAUACCUUGCUGCCUGAGAUAAACUGCUCCAAAUAACCUUGUGUAAAAGUCUUGGAAAGACGGAAUAAUGAGGGUUACAUCCCAUUAAUCGCUCUCCGCGCUCUCUAAGCAAUCGUGCCACACUUAAACGGCUGUUAGACUUGCAUCAGACUGAGAUAAAACUGACAAAGAAUAUUUUUAUGCACUACUUCUAAGGUUCUUAAUUUUUGCCUAAGAGUACAUUAUAGAUGCCGUAAACCAGGUAUGUCGUGAGAUAGUUUAGCAGCAGUGAGUCGAAUCCUGUCCUUCUUUGGCAUUCUUUUUUCUUCCCGUCUUCAUCUUCUCUUCCACACAUUGUCUCCGUGAGAGGUCUCUGGGUCGCGUUUUUAGCCUCUGUUGCCAAGGGAUGCUGAUGACGUCAGUGAGCUGCUUACAGCAGCCGUGUCCACGAGAGUGUUCCUCACUGCACGGCAGAUGCAUCCCCUACCCUGCUGCACGCGCUGACGUGUCCAACGACCAGACACAGCAUGCAGCAGUCGCAACAACCUCGCGCGUGACUUGACACCUGGGAGACAAAGUGCUGCAGGAAGCUGUCCUCAGACUAAUUGAUGUGCUUAACACAGUUUUCAUUGUUCCUUGCCUCAAGGUCUAUACAAGUUCUUCUAAAAGAGUCAGUUAACAUUUUCCUCUGCUCGUAGCCUUUAUUUCAGUCUUUGGAAUGUAGAGCAAUUGCUGGAUCGACAUUUUUUUUUAAAGAUGAGACAAUGGUAAAUGCAACGUUUUGUUUUCUUAGAGAAUGUCUGGGUCUCAGCUUCGUCACAUGCUAGGCUUUAACAUUUUGUUGUUAAGGGGUUUGAUCUGAAGUAUUAAUUUUUUUUUAUUUUUGGAAGAAGAUGGAUAAAUGAGAUGAUCGUGCUUCCCUAGUCUUAAACCUAUGCGGUCGAGACUAGUCCUAGCUUCAUACACACUUUCAACGAGUAUGCACUUUUGCCACAUUCGUCGGUGUUGGCUUUGCUGUUCACGAUGGUCUUACGAGAGUUCGCCCGCAGUGGACGAAGUCAGCACCGAUUAAAACAGCAUCAGACACUACAUCGUGAGGGAGACCAGUAGGCAGUCCACACCUUAGGAAGCUCGGGUGGCGGACCACGUUGGCUUCCGGAUGAGUACCCUGAAAAGGCUGCUCAUUUUCGGGCUUAAGCCGAUAGGUCCGUCGCUCACUUCCUGGGGCUCCAAGCACAAGAUUUAUGUUCUUGAAAAAGAAACAUGAUAUUUUGCUUUCAAGCGAGGUUAAUUUUAUUACAAAUUCUUUCUGGGAAUCGGUUCUAGGAUUAUAGAAGGAGAUAGGCUGGGUUGAAGCGGUCUAGUGAUGCGUAGUAUCAAGAAGAAAGAUGGAAGAUACAUUUGAUGCUCUUUCAGAUUAAAGCUUAGUUUAUGACGAAGCUGCUACUCUUCAAGAAAACUUUUGCAUCAAUCAUUAACUUGUCGAGUUUUGUGAGAAAUUGAGAUCUUCUAUCCCUAUGAACACCUAGAAAUAUAAGAAAUGACUGUUAGCUCCACGUCCUCAUUUUCCUGUGACAUGGUCAAAAUUAAAUCUUGAUUUUUUUUUUUACAAAAAUAAUAUUUAUGAUUUGUAUGUAUAUCAUAUAUAUUUGUCUGUAUAUCAGAUUAUAUGUAAUGUCAUUUUGUCAUACCUGUGUCAAGAUUAUCUCAUAAAGUAUAACUACGUUGUUUUUGUAUAUGUAAUCAACAUUUCAUGAAUUUUUCUAAUCAUUUUUUACAACUCUACUUAAUGUUUACUUUGGCGAUGGAAUGUAAUGGGUUUUGAAUGUAUCUUACAAUGACAUUUAAUGUGUAAAUGAAAAUUGUCUCUCCUUGUAACAUAAACUGCAUUUUGCCUUGUCCUAGUAAAGAUGACACUUUCAAAAAAACUAA
Molecule: messenger RNA, 4140 nt
Organism: Pomacea canaliculata
Lineage: Eukaryota; Metazoa; Mollusca; Gastropoda; Architaenioglossa; Ampullariidae
Product: cyclic AMP-dependent transcription factor ATF-3-like
Exons: 6
Coding region: 264-710 (148 amino acids)
Biological process (GO): regulation of transcription by RNA polymerase II
Cellular component (GO): nucleus
Molecular function (GO): DNA-binding transcription factor activity, RNA polymerase II-specific; RNA polymerase II cis-regulatory region sequence-specific DNA binding
Source: RefSeq, a predicted model, not a curated record